AUGUGCUCUGUAUGUGAGGGUGUGUCCAAACUUCCAUCUUUCAAGAAACGCUUUUUGUUGCGAAGUGAAAGAAUUGGUUUUGAUGGUAAGAGAGACAACUCCACAAUUAGAAACGACUUCCUUUCCACAUUUGAGAUGCAACAGAAAUUAAAAGAACAGAAGGAAAAGCUGGACGAUAAAGAAUCUCAGUUCUUUUUUCUCAAGUCCAAGAACUUAAGGCUGAGAAUACGAAAGCGUUCUUUGGAUGAAAAAUUGGCCGAGUUCGCAAGACGUGGCUCGAUGAAAGCCAUUUGCCACAAUCUGGAUAAGGCAGCACAAAAUGGUUAUUUGAAGGAUAGAAACACCCUGGUCGGUGUGCUGCAAACUGUUGCAAAAAACUUUCAUGUUGAAAAGAACGGGCGCCAUUACCAGUCUUCUUUUAAGCUGUUUCUGGAGGUUCUGCUACUUUGGGGCGGGCCAAGAGUUGCAACAUUUGUAGCCAUCAACCUCUGUGGGCCAGAAAUUCAUUCCAUCUAUCGCUGGCGAAACCAACAUCUAGUACAUUUGGACGGUGGUUUUGAAGAGAAUAACUUAAAGGUCCUUGGCAAACUGUAUAAAGAAGCUAUGAGCAAUCUUGGCGUCAAACAUGUCCCUGACUUGGCAGCAGAAGAUGAUACCGCCAUUCUGGGACAAAUCAGUUACAGCGAGCGUACUGAUGAACUGCUGGGAUUCUGUGGAGUCACCGGAGCAGAUCAUAAAUGCCUUGACUAUUUCACUGUUGUUGUUGGGAAUGGCGAACAAGGGUACAACACAAUCGUCAAUGCAUUCAACGAGUACAAGAUUGGCCCAUUUGCUUGCGCAAUCAUCCUGAAUCCCCUGCACCCCAAACUUCCUCGAAUUCCUGUUCUCAUCAUGCCUACGUGUAAUAGGUUCGACCAUGAAUUUGUGUUCAGACAAUGGCAGACAGUUGAACGCCUUUACGAAAAGGAACUUCAAGACAUUGUCGGCCCCUUGAUUGGACACAGUUCAGAUGGUGACUCGAGACGCAGGAAGCUUAUGCUACAGCUUGGGACAAACAACGUUGGAAGCAGGUAUCAUGCCAUCCCUAUGGAACUUGGUUUUGUUCUUUCCUGCAGGAAGGUUGAGACAGAGAACGGGUAUAUCAUCAGAGAUGCAUGUGAUCAGGACUAUAUACAUAAUCACAAGAAGCUUCUUAAUCCACUUGACCAUGCUUCGCGUGUAUUGAUGUUGGGGGAUUACUUAGUCCACAUGAAUCAGUUGCAGUUGGUUUACGAAAUGUUCCCUAUUCCAGAUCAUGGUCUGGGACUGAACGACGUCCAGAGGAGUGACAGGCAGAACUGGCGAUCGGCUCAGAAACUUACCUUUCCACAGGUCCGCAACUGUCUGCAGAUGUUGAUGGAAGGCCUUGUCGAAGGCCACCCAAGAAACCCAUCUUGGUACUAAGAUCUACCUUCAUGUUGUAUGGUUGUAUGUGGAGAUUUUCUGCCGCAGUGUCGCCUCUUUAAGACGUCGCAUCACAUACGCUGCAAUUGUCACCCAUUUCCUGGCGAUAUGGCAUAACUACAUUCAUCGUAGUGAAGGGCUGUCACUAAAGCAAAACUUUAUCACAGGGAAACAUACCAGGACAUUGUGAUUUCAUGCCAGUUCGCUGUCAUCCUCAUCUGCUAUAUGAGAGACAACUUUCCGGAGCAAGAAUGUUGUCUUGAGCUGAGUGGUUCGGACGUUUUGGAGGAUUUUUGGAGCAAAAACGGGCAAUGGGUUGGAAACCACCACAACUAUUACUUUGGUGAUCUCCGCAGAAAUGUCUCUCACAUGAUUCGAUUAGAGGAAAUCAGAAUUAACCCUGAUGCUCCCGACUUUGCUAAGCCUCAUCCAAAGCAAGAAAGUAUCUGGCACCGACAGUAUGAAGACGGUUAUGAGAAGGCAAACUUGUAUGAUUAUCCUGUGGCGGGUUCUGAAGUGGAUGUGUGGAAGGAAGGAAUGUAUGAGGCGAGAAGAUUGGCAAGAUCAGUUAGAAUGGCUCCAGACAACGAUGCAGGUGGCUCCGAAGGAGACAGCAGUGAUGACGAUGAUGAUCACGAUAACGAUAGUGGUGUUGGAGAUAACAGUUGGUUUUAUCGCCCCUUUCAAUAUCCAGGGAAUAGGUUCGGUGAUCUG
This is a messenger RNA of Porites evermanni, 2157 nucleotides long. The record is from the annotation of a GenBank genome assembly. NCBI's taxonomy places the organism in Eukaryota, Metazoa, Cnidaria, Anthozoa, Scleractinia, Poritidae.